AUGGAGGAUGUCAGGGCUCGGGAUGAGUCAGGGUGCCCGCCUUACCUGCUCUCCUGCCAGCAUUCUCGCCUGCGGUCCCUGACCUGUGUCACCAUGCCUCAGAGGCACAACAAUAAGUAUCAUGCCCACGGGAAACGCCACCAGGUUUCUCCCCGGAGCUUCCCUGCUACUGGCGAUCGCCAGGAGCUUCAGGGAGCCAUGGCCCCUAGCUCUCCUGAUGCAGGGGUUUCCUGGGCAGGAUCUGAUGAAGGUGCCCAGGGCCCAGAGGAGGAAAGUGCAGGUGCCUCCCAGGCAGCCCCGGCCACUCAGAGCACUCGCAAAGAUCCUCUGACCAGGAAGGCCAACAUGCUGGUGGAGUUCCUGCUGGAGAAGUACGGCAAGAAGGAGCCCAUCACACAGAACGCCCUGCUGACGGUCGUCAACAGGAAGUACAGGCAGCACUUCCCCGAGAUCCUCAGGAGAGCCUCUGAGCGCAUGGAGCUGGUGUUUGGCCUGGAGCUGAAGGAAGACGACCGCAGCAGGAACAUCUAUGUCCUCAUUAGCAAGCUCAACCACAGGGGUAAUGGAGGUCCUAGUGAUGAGAAGGGGCUGCUCAAGUCUGGUCUCCUCAUGGUGCUCCUGGGGGUCAUUUUCAUGAAGGGUAACCAGGCCACUGAGGAGGAGGUCUGGGAAUUCCUCAGUGUGUUGGGGGUCUACGCUGGGAGGAGGCACUCAAUCUUUGGGGAGCCCAGAAGGCUCAUCACCAAAGAUCUGGUGCAGAAGAAGUACCUGAAGUACCUCCAGGUGCCCAAUAGUGAUCCUCCGCGCUACGAGUUCCUGUGGGGCCCGAGAGCUUGUGCUGAGAUCAGUAAGAUGAAGGUGCUGGAGGUUCUGGCCAAGAUCCAUGAUACGGUCCCUAGUGCCUUCCCAGACCUCUAUGAUGAGGCUCUGAGAGAUCAGGCGGAGAGAGCAGGGCUGAGAGUUGCGACCCAGGCUCCAGCUAUGGCUGAGGCCAGUGCCCCUUCCAGGGUCAAGUCCUGCAGCUCCUCCCACAUCUAG
Molecule: messenger RNA, 1038 nt
Organism: Dama dama (fallow deer)
Lineage: Eukaryota; Metazoa; Chordata; Mammalia; Artiodactyla; Cervidae
Product: melanoma-associated antigen B17-like
Exons: 3
Coding region: 1-1038 (345 amino acids)
Biological process (GO): negative regulation of transcription by RNA polymerase II
Cellular component (GO): nucleus
Source: RefSeq, a predicted model, not a curated record